AACCUUUCGAAUUAUAUAUUUUUAUUUUUAUUUACUUUAAUUAUGCAGGCUGGACAGGGUGGAGUGAUAUUUAGGAUUUGGAAAUAAAUCUGAAUCCUGAAUGUCUAGAACGUCUAAAUGGACAGAAUAUCUAUAAUUAAUAUGGUAAAAUGAUAUAAUUACUAAACAAUUUUACUAUCAAGAAUAUUGGAUGAAGUACAGUACAAAUUAAAUAGUGUAAUAGAAUUUAUUACUACGAUCGAGUUAAGAUCACUUGUUGCUAACUUAUAAAACUUUUCUAACUUUCCGGAAAUCAUUGUCAUUGCCAUAAAAUAAAAUUGUUUUUAUUUUUGAGUAAAGUUGAUUGAUAAGUAGGAUAAUAACAAAAAAAUAUACUGCAAAUAGUUUGUAUCCUUAAUAAUCCGAGUCGUUUCUUCUGAAAUUAUUUCAACGAUGAGUUCAAUCGGAACUGGGUAUGAUUUAUCAGCAUCGCAAUUUUCACCUGAUGGAAGAGUCUUUCAGGUGGAAUACGCUCAAAAAGCAGUUGAAAACAGUGGUACUGUUAUAGGAUUGAAAGGAAAAGAUGCUGUUGUAUUUGCUGUUGAAAAGCUAAUAACAUCAAAACUGUAUGAACCUCACACAAAUAAACGAAUGUUUAAUAUAGACAAACAUAUUGGUAUGGCCAUAUCCGGUUUGAUCUCCGACGCUCGCCAAAUUGUUGAAACUUCUCGCUUAGAAGCUGCUAAUUAUCGAGCCCAAUAUGGAAUUGGCAUUCCACUGAAAUAUUUGAAUGACAGAAUAUCUAUGUAUAUGCAUGCAUAUACAUUAUACUCAUCUGUUCGACCAUAUGGCUGUUCAAUUAUUUUAAGUUCCUACGAAGAUAAUACCCCUGAAAUAUAUAUGAUUGAUCCUUCUGGAGUUUCUUAUGGAUACAGCGGCUGUGCAAUUGGUAAAGCUAAACAAUCUGCUAAGACUGAAAUUGAAAAAUUAAGAUUAUCAACGAUGGAUCACAAUGAGCUUGUGAAAGAAGCAGCACGAAUUAUAUAUUUAAUACAUGAUGAGCUGAAAGAUAAACAAUUCGAACUUGAGAUGAGUUGGGUAGGUCGACAUACUAAUGGAAUUCAUGAGCCUGUUCCAAUGGAAAUAAAACAUGAAGCAGAAAGUAAAGCAAACCAAGCGCUGGCCGAUGAAUCUGAUAGUGAUACUGAAGAAAUGUAAAUUUUAAAAAAUUAAUAAAAGAAUAUUUGUUUAUGAAAUUAAUAUUUUACUGAUAAGAUUAAUCGUAAUUGUUGACACUUACUUCAUUUAUUUUGUGUUAUUUAUUGUUUACCAUAAGUUAAUUUUUGAAUAACAUAAUAAAUCAAGACUUUUUCGA
This is a messenger RNA of Phymastichus coffea, 1354 nucleotides long. RefSeq names its product proteasome subunit alpha type-3 (gene Prosalpha7). The transcript is spliced from 4 exons. The record is from RefSeq and is a predicted model, not a curated record. Gene Ontology annotation, cellular component: proteasome core complex, alpha-subunit complex; proteasome core complex; synapse. Gene Ontology annotation, biological process: ubiquitin-dependent protein catabolic process. Lineage: Eukaryota; Metazoa; Arthropoda; Insecta; Hymenoptera; Eulophidae. The coding region runs from base 433 to 1197 and encodes 254 amino acids.